Cyprinus carpio (common carp) is the source of this 2421-nucleotide messenger RNA. RefSeq names its product trophoblast glycoprotein like (gene tpbgl). Gene Ontology annotation, biological process: negative regulation of canonical Wnt signaling pathway. Gene Ontology annotation, molecular function: protein binding. The record is from RefSeq and is a predicted model, not a curated record. Gene Ontology annotation, cellular component: plasma membrane. NCBI's taxonomy places the organism in Eukaryota, Metazoa, Chordata, Actinopteri, Cypriniformes, Cyprinidae.
CAAGCAUGCUUUAUUUUCCCACAGAGCAUGUAGCUGUCCCGUUUAAAAGUUUCUAAAAUGCUAAAACUACACAGCUCUGUGUAUCUCUCUCUCGCUGAGGGAAGUGGGCGAGGUUUUGCUCACCUCGGGGAUGCUGCUAGACAGCACUUAAUCGCAUUUUAGUGUAGGCGUCGUCAGGGGAGCUCCAGAAAGAGAAAAUGCUGCCGGACUGAACGCUCACUAUCUGGCCACACGGACUGCUUUCCUCGAUGGCUGAAACGGUUUCCCGAAGCGAAGUGAAUCCGAACUGUGAAGAGAACAUAUGCUGCAAUUAAACCUUUGGAAUAACAUUCGCGUCAGAUUAAAAUGGAAAUGAACAGAAAACCACUUCGUGUUUUAUCUCACACUUUAAAACGAUAUAACUUUAGCGUGGGGCUGAUCUGUUUGAUUGUUUUGUCCGCUGAAGCUAAUAAAUGUCACGAUACCUACAUGCGUUCUGACGGAUUGGUGAGUUGUGAAGAGAUCAUUCUACCUCUCGAAGUGACCAGAAGCAUCCAAAACUUAACUUUACACAGAUACAAUAUCUCAGUUUUAAUCAACAGAACGUUUUCAGCCAAUGGGACCGAAAUGGACUUGCGCGCGCUGUCACUGCAGGACAACAACAUACAGGUGAUCGAAAGUUGUGCGUUUUGUGGACUCCCCCGACUUCUUUCCUUAGAUUUGAGUCACAACCGUUUAAUGGUUGUGCCCCCUGGAGCUUUUUAUGGCUUGGAACAGCUUCGUAUUCUUAACCUCAGCAACACCUUAAUGACUUCGGACGCGAGCCAAUUACCACUCGCGCUGUCCACGGAUAAUUUGCGUGAUCUUCAGAGUUUGGACCUGUCUGGAAACCGUUUGGAGGUAAUUCCUCUUUCUGGAUUUGGCAACCUCAAUUUAACCACAUUAAUACUGACAAAUAAUUCCAUCGCGACCUUGGAUAGUCACAAUUUAGCGAAAUUAAACGAGUUCAAGGAAAUACGUGUUUACUUAUCACAGAACCCGUUCGAGUGUAAAUGUGACAAACUGAAGGAGUUUUAUAAUUGGCUGAAGAAUAGCUCCCAAUGCGCAGACUCGAAUGAGCUGAAAUGCGCACAACCCGAAAAGAAGAAGAACACGCACGUGAUGGAUCUAGAAAAGAGGGACAUGGAGUGCCAAAACUUGGAUGCCCGGUCUUAUGUGCUUCUCGGCAUUGUGUUGGCCCUCAUUGGAGUUGUGUUCCUCAUGGUGUUGUACUUGAACAGAAGAGGCAUCAAGAGAUGGCUUAAUAACAUUAGAGAGGCCUGCCGGGAUCAGAUGGAGGUGUAUCAUUACAGAUAUGAACAGGACUCCGAUCCCAGGUUAGCAAAUGUUGCAGUUUAAGCGGAACCUUCUGACCUCGUCUCCUUGAAUUGUUUGAAUUGUUUAAGACAAGCAUACUCUUAAAAAUUAACUUUCAGCAGAUAGACACUUUUUAAACUUUUGGGGAGUUUUUUUUUUUUUUUUUGUCCAAUAAAAUGUUGGAAUGGGAAUGCCCCUCCCACCUGUCUGGGACCAGCAAUCAAGAAGGCUAGGUUUUUGCUGGUUAAAAGCCAUUGAGAUGAAUGGGAAUGCUAACAGGUAGCUUUCUCCAGGUAUUAAAGAUCUCAUUGCAAGCAAUAGAAAGUAAAAAAUCAUGUUUCACGACUGUGACGUAAAUUGAAGCCUAUGAUGCUUAGCCAGAUAUUUGUGUUUCAAUAGGAAAAUUUGUCAAUACAGCAAAGACAACAGGACUCAUUAAGCGAUUUCAUCGCUUUAACUGUUCAUUUGUAUUAGAUGCUAUGGAAGGAAGGCAGUCUAACUGUAUAUACAUUUACCAGUUUAAAAAAAUUAUAUUAAUACAUAAAUAACAACUCCAAAUAAUAUAUGAAAAUGCAGGAUAUAUGUAACACUCCUCAAUGCUUUCCUCAGUGCAUUAACUUAUUGCACCAAACAGUCCAGUUAUAAAAACCUGGGCAAAUGUAAGUAAAAAUAUACAAUAACUUCCCUUAUAAUGCUGAAACAUGGGUAAAAGGAUCGACUUUCGUGACAUAAUUUAAGAAUGUUUAAUUGCAUUAGGGUGAAUGUGAAAAAAACUUGGAGGACUGCUGGAAUUUUGCUUUCUUACCCUAUAUAACCCUGUAUACAGUGCCAAGACACUCUUGAUCUAGAGUGAGACACAAUAAGCCCUUUUUUUCCUCCAAUGUUUGAUUAGACCUUUGGUUUUAUUUAUGCAUAUGGAGAUUUGACUGUACAAAAAUGUGCAAUUCUAACCUUCAUCAUCUCUUAGCAUAUGUUGAAUGAGUGUUAUGCAGCCCAGAUAACCUUAUGAUGAAAUUAAAAUAUAAAGCAGUGACAUAAUACUAUUUUAUAAACAAAUGACUUGCAUCCUCAAUAAAACUCAAGAUA